This is a messenger RNA of Eimeria maxima, 465 nucleotides long. RefSeq lists its product as hypothetical. Lineage: Eukaryota; Apicomplexa; Conoidasida; Eucoccidiorida; Eimeriidae. The transcript is spliced from 3 exons. Bases 1 to 465 code for a protein of 154 amino acids. The record is from RefSeq and is a predicted model, not a curated record.
AUGGAGGUAGCAGAGGCAUCUUUAGGGACCAACGAUCCUUGUACUACAUCAGUCGAGGAAAGGGAAGAAGACAAGCAAGACCCAUUUCUGCUUGCUGCCGACUUAACCGCACUAGCCUCUAUCCACGCGAAAAAUGCGGAGUCGCUGAGCGCAGAAACGGGCAUGAAACUAGAGUCUAUUCUGAAGGAGUGCGCACGACUAGAAGCAGAAUGUGAAAGGGUACUUGAACAAACGCAGGAACAGGAAAAGCCUCGAGAAGAACCUCCUCAACCUCAGCCGGAGGUUAAGGAGUCCUCACCAAAACAAGCAACUGCAACACCGAGUAGUUACAACAGAGCAUCUGAGCCAGCUCGUUUCGUCCCAAAAGUAACGCGGGUUACGCCGAAGCCGACGAGGCUUUUACCGAAGAAGAAUAACUCCACUCUUCAGGAGAAAACCCACCUUUCUCAAAACCGUGUCGACUGA